Molecule: messenger RNA, 910 nt
Organism: Blepharisma stoltei
Lineage: Eukaryota; Ciliophora; Heterotrichea; Heterotrichida; Blepharismidae
Source: the annotation of a GenBank genome assembly
AUGGAAAGCAAUAGUUUAGUUCCUCCACUAGCAUUAGGCAAUUCAGACGAAACAGACGAAAUAAUGUAAGAUUUUACAUAGUAAACAGCUAGAAACCCAAAGAACUACAUAUGAAAAAUCAGGCCAGUUCCUCGAAGCUGAAAAAGUCCAUCAAAGAAUCCUCGAUCUUAAAGCAGACCAAAAAAAAAGACGUGAAGAUGAGCUCUCUGAGCGCCAAGCCAAAGAAGCUGCCGAAUUAGAAACCACUUUUGAAGAAGAAUUUAAAGCAUUUAACGACGAUUGGGACAAUCGCAUGAACACUUAUAAAGAAAACUGCAAAGAAAUGGAACAGCAAAUGAGAAAUAAACAAGAAAACGAGUUUGAGACCACCAAAAAAAGCUUAGAAGAAACAAUCCCAAUUAUCCCAAAGCAUUCUUCUGAGUAUUUAAAUCUUAAAAGAAUCCAAGACACCUUAGUCAGAAAUAAAGAAUACGUAGAAGCUCACGCAAUCCAGCAGCAGAUGCUUGAGUUAGAAGAAAACGAAAAAAAAGACUGAGGAAAAGACAGAGACACUCAAAUUUCAUUGAGUUUGGGAACUUUGGCCAAAAGGCAUGAACACGAAAUAGAGGCAUUUAAGCUAAAAGCCAGCAAAGGCUUUGAUGAACUUAAGAAAUUAAGAGCUUCAGAGAUGGAAAGCUUGCUAAAGAGGUACCAGAACUUAAAAGCUGAGCAGAAAAACAACCACAAGCUGCAGAAAAAUAGGUUUUACGGCAAACAUACCACUGGGUCUGGGCUUUAUAAAACAGAAAACACUGCUUCUUCAAAAGUGUUAUUUAGCCCUAGGGCUCAAUUAAAUAGGCCAUCAACAGCAGCUCUUAGGCUGACAGUUGAAAGCCAAAACGAAAAUAAUUCUCAAGUUAAUAAUCUUUAA